Molecule: messenger RNA, 3148 nt
Organism: Sceloporus undulatus (fence lizard)
Lineage: Eukaryota; Metazoa; Chordata; Lepidosauria; Squamata; Phrynosomatidae
Gene: PPP1R1B
Product: protein phosphatase 1 regulatory inhibitor subunit 1B
Exons: 9
Coding region: 275-1051 (258 amino acids)
Biological process (GO): intracellular signal transduction
Cellular component (GO): cytoplasm
Molecular function (GO): protein phosphatase inhibitor activity
Source: RefSeq, a predicted model, not a curated record
UGCUGCUGCUGCCUCCCCAAAGCAGGCUGGCAGCAGGAAUGAGCCAGGCGCUUAGCAGAGGAGCAGCAGAGCAGACACACUUGCCUUUUUGCCAAGAGGGAAGUGGGCACCACCGGGCAGAGCCUCCCAAGCUAAGCUUUGCCAAAGAAGGACUGAUCUCCCUUCCUAAAGAGCCAAACAGCUGGGAAACGACCCAGGAGAGAGAGAGAGACUGAGAAAAGGAUCAGCCUAGAAGAGUUUUCUCCCCUGGAGGGGGGCACUUCCCUUGCCUGCGAUGGAUCCCAAGGAGAGGAAGAAGAUCCAGUUUUCCGUCCCUGCUCCUCCCAGCCAGCUGGAUCCCCGAGCCGUGGAAAUGAUCCGUCGGCGAAGACCGACACCAGCGCUGCUGUUCCAGUUGUCAGAAACUUCACCUGAGGAAGGAUCUCCAUAUCAGAGAGCUUUGGGUGAAGGCUACCACCUUAAAAACAAAAGAAACUCCCCUUGUGUCUAUACUCCUCCUUCUCUUAAAGCUGUACAGCGCCUAGCGCAAAGCCAUUUGGAAUCGAACAGUUCCUGGAUGGAAGAAGACUAUGCUGAGGAUGUGGAAGAGGAGGAGGAGGAAGAGGACGAAGAAGAGGAAGAGGAAGAAGCUCAGGAUUCAGAUGACACCGUGAGGGAGAUGCCUGGCCUGUUAUCCAAGGGGCAGAAGCCAUUGGGCACAGCUUCCAAGUCAGCCUUGCUAAGGCAAUGCACCGUCUUGGAAAAUAAGCCCAAAGAACCUGUCUAUCCAUCUCUCUCCAAAUCACAGAAACGGAAAGGUGGUCAGAAAGUAUCUUUUGCUGGAUCUGUGGAGGAGGUCCCCAGUGAAUCAGAGAAAACAGAAGGUGAAGCUGAGGGUGGAGAACCCCAGGAGCAACAGAACCAAGAGAAAGAGGUGGAUUUGGGUCAGGGAGACCCACCAAUGACAGAUCAUGUCAUGGAACUGAGUCACUCCAGUUGGGAAGAGAGACCUCCUCGUGCUGUUAACCUGGAAAACCGUUCCUCCCCACCUCCUAUCCACACUACUACCUAGCAUCAGUGAAGGGCUGAGCUGGGAGCUGUCCUGUUGAUGGAGAACUCUCAUUUUUCAUCAAGUCGAAUCAAAUUAUUUCCUUUAACAACUAUUUUUUCUCUUUUAUCCUCUUUUCUGUUCCAAAUUUGUCUUUCUUUUUGGCAGUGUUUGGUUUGUGUUCAGUGAAUUAUUUAGUAGAGAGAAAGGGAGGAACAGGGGAGAGUGAAAGGAAACCUGGUGGGCAGAGAAGAUAGGAAUGACACCUCCAUGCUCAGAGGUAAACUUGAUAGCCAAGUGCAGGAGCUGGGUGGCAGAGAUGGCUAUCUCUACUAUGCCUUGAAAUUCACAGGUUGUGAGCACGUACUUCAAGUUGGUGACUGUCUGAAGUGCCUGAGCUAGAUCAGAGUUUGUCAGGUUGAAUCUGGGGUAGUAUGAAGGAGGACAGGUACCUUUGUCCAAUUUGACAGAACUUUAUGGUUCCUCAUCCUGCACCAUGAUCUGUUCAGGAUUAAUGUUACAGGUCGCACAUCCUGCAUUUAAAGUAGCAACUCUAGAUCAGAAGUGGACGACAUACACCUUCCCCACCCAGUUUUGCAUCCUUCCUUUCAAAUCGAUCACUACACUUUGGGUGGCCCUCAGUUUUAAAACAAGCACCCUUUGAACUUUCAGUUUUCAGAAAAUCAGUGAUGAUUUAAAGAGCUGCAUUUUUACUGCGAAAUAGGAUGCAGAGGGAGCACUCAUAUUCUUCUUAAGCAAAAUCAUGCCCCUAGCUUAGAAAGGAACGACAUGUUUUCUGUAUGAUUUGUCUUAAAGGAGGGAAGUUGUGCUUUUGUGGGGAGGCAGUGCUUGCUGCUGAAUUUUGGCUGUGGCACUAAGGUCUAGAAAUUUCAGCUGAAGUUGUGGGCCACCCCAAGAUAUAUGCAUUUUGGCUAUCAUCCAUGGCAGUUCUUUAGAGGUACUCCAUUGAGAUCUGAAAUUCUGCAAUAGUUGUGUGUGAAACCAACGGCAACACUAUUAUCCACAUAAGUUAGUCACUAAUGUGCCUCCAGACAAUUGUAGUGCCACCAUCUAAAUAUAACACUGUACCACAAUUCUACCUUUCUGUCUUUCAGGUGUUGUGCAGUAAGAAAUAAGAUAGAAGUAGUAGUGGAAAAACACAGGAGAAUCACAAAUAGCAGGGUUCGUUGUCUCAGUCAUCUGUAAAAUUCUGUGAACAAAGCAGGGAGAUUUCACAAUAAAAACUUCAUCUGGAACCACCUUUCACCUGAAGGCAUUAUGACUGGGGCAGAUACAUUUUGAGAAAGCACGGGGUCCCCAGGAACCAGCAACCUGAGCCACAUUCAGACUGAUAAGCUAGAGAAGAGUUCUAAGGGUGGUCCUUUUCUCUUUUGCCUCCCCUCCAAAAUUACAUUCCUCCUCCUGAAAGCUGAAAAUCAUGACUCAAUCAAUCUGUACAGUUUGAGGUGUUUUUUCUCUUUCUAAGCCCUUUGACCAGCUACCCGCCCCACCCUUCUUCCUGUGUAUUGGAAAAUGCCUCUUUCCAUGUGCCUCUCCGCUCUAUUAAAGCUUUGUAAAUAAAAACAAUGUUUAAAGUGUGUUUUAUGGAAGUGAGGGGUGGCCAUAGCAUGAAGUAAGCCAGAUUGUCCUUACCAUGUCAGCCAAGAGUUGUACUACCAUGUGGCAGUUAUAUAUCUUUUGCAGAUUAUCCAUGAAUGCAUGAACCAAGCUGCGCUGGCUGUGGGUAUGACAAGGUUUGAAGAGUAAGAGUUCUAAUCUAUGAUUACACCCAGUUAGAAUUCUCACCCGUUUGCAUGUUCACUGGUAUCUUAACUCGGACACCAAAAAUGGUGUGACCCUUCAGAUGUUGUUAGACUGCACUUCCUAUUCCUAGCCAGCACAGAUGAUUGAGAUGGAUGAUGAAGUUGCAGUGCAACAUAUGGAGGGCUGCAAGCUUCUUGCCAAUGUUCUACACACACAUGUUGAGAUAUUUCCACUUCAAAUAACUAGUGAGGUAAGAGUAGCUUACACACUCUUCCAACAAACAAUGCCUAUUUUGUAAGAAACAUUUACUUAUUCCCACUGUUUACUCAAAUCUAUUUGUUCUAGACAGUCCUGUCU